UGUUAUUUUGUUUAUCUGGAAUUGUCUCUACAAAAUGGAGAAUGUUAAAAUUGUGUUGUGUUAAAAAACAAUUUUGUUGCAUUGCUGUAUAGCUAGACGGUUUUGUCAGUUAUAAAGGCUGUACGAAACAAUUACAAAAAUGGGUGAUAAAUGUCAGAAUCAACAGCAAAUGCCUAAUCCUUGGCAGUAUCCUCAACAGUACGGCAUGUAUAAUGCUUAUCCAGGGCAGACAUAUGGACAAGGGGGCUACCCUCAUCAAGGAUACUUUUAUUACCAGGACAUGGGCUAUGGCAUGAACAUCCACAAUCAGAUGCAGCAUCUCCCAGUCAAUAAUGGAAUGAUGCCUAAGCAGUACUCUCCAGGGUUUGGCCAGACAGGAGGUAGCAAUAUGGGCCAGAUGUCUGAGCAACGCAAGGACGACAAGGGUAACGACCUACCCCCGCUUCCACCAGGCCCAGCACCACCGACCAGCAUUGCCAACUACCCUACUAGCCCCCCGCCACCGGGCACUGUGCCUAUUGAAGACCACACACUGUUCUUCAACCAGCCACCAAACUGCAAUUAUGGUCCUAUCAAGUUUAAUCUCCCUGGCAAGAAGACAGGGCUGGGGUUCAAUUCGUUCAACAACUCAGGGGGUGGCAAGAAGCGCAGGAAGAGGAACAAGAACAACCAGUUCAGCAACAUAUCCUUCAGCUCGGGAUCUCCCGGAGCGAUGUACCCCCACCCACCGCCGCUGCCCGCGGAGGCCCCGCCGCUCCCCCCCCUGCCGCAGGAGCCGCUGCCCCCUCCCCCGCCGGAGGACGGCAGCGAGGAGGUGUGCGAGAGGCUGGCGAACCUGGGGGAGGGGCAGGACGCCGCCUCUCAGCCGGAGCUCCCGCCCGCCCAGCAGCCGGCCCCCGUGCCCGCCGCGGUGGCUGCCCCGACCCAGCCCAACAACGACUGGCCAGAGUCCCUGCAGAACUAUGUGGCUCGCUGUUAUGCGAAAUGUGUUGAGACUGUGGACAAGGACCAGGUAGAAAUCAUCUUGAAAGGCAAGAUCACUCGGGCAGCUAAUGAUGGCUCUCUGUGGAUCAAGAAUUGGGACCAAGAGCCUCUUCCCAGCCUGCAUAGCGAGAGAAAGUUCAUAGAGAUCAAGAAGAAAGAGGCGCCAGCCCUGGCCCCGCCCAGACACCAGCAAGGAGCGACUCAGGGGCCCAGGAAGGGCGGACUGUCGUCCACCCUGAGCUCGCGGCUGGGUGCCCGGAACAGCGGCGGAGGUGGCCGGGGCAGGCGGUCCCGGUCAAGGUCACGCUCUCGCUCGCCGGCGUUCCGUCGCAGGAACCGCUCCCGCUCCAGUGACGGUUCCCGCAGCCCCGUCAGGCACCGCAAGGCCAAGAGCAACAGCUCUUCUAGUAGUGAUGAGAAUUACAAACCAUUGAGGGUAACCAAAAGCAGAGAUGGGAUUCGAGUGACGGACCGGCUGACUCUCAAGCCUCGCAACAAACAGAAGGGAAAAAACAAGCAAAACAAGGGACACCCGACUACCACCACUGAACAUCAUAAUAAACAAGACACUUGGAAGUUAACAGAAAGUUUGAAGUCUCACAUCUACACGGAGUUUGGCCUGGGCUCAGAAAUGCAAACUAGCUCAGAACUGCUGCAAAAGAGAGCAGCCAGGUUCAGUGCAAGUCUAAAGGCGCCCACCCCUUCUCCGAAACGGAAGAAGCCUCUGAACCUAGCGUCCUCGCUCAGCAACAGUUUAGUGGACGAGUCAGUUGGCGACAUUGAUUGGUCAGAGUACCACAUUGUGGGAACGUGCCAGGACGUGGAGAAGACAUACCUGCGCCUGACAGCCGCUCCAGAUGCGUCUAUCGUCAGGCCACGAGAUAUACUUCGUUCUGCGUUAAAAAAUGUGAAGGAAAGAUGGAACAAGAACAAAGACUACCGCUACAUCUGCGACCAGAUGAAGUCUAUACGUCAGGACCUUACAGUGCAGGGCAUCAGAGACGACUUCACGGUUGAAGUUUAUGAAGCACAUGCAAGGAUAGCGUUGGAGAAUGGCGAUCAUGAAGAAUUCAACCAGUGUCAAACACAACUGCGGAUGUUGUAUAUGGAAAUAGGAGGAUUAAAUGAAAAGGAGUUCCUUGCAUAUCGUAUACUGUACUAUAUAUUUACAAAGAAUACACAAGACCUGACGAGCAUCCUGGCCACGCUCAAGCCGGACGACAAGCAGGACGAGUGUGUCAAGUUCGCCCUGGACCUGCGUGCCGCCUGGUGGCUCGGCAACUACCACAGGUUCUUCAAGCUGUACUUCACAGCACCGCGCAUGUCCAGCUACCUGGUGGACUGGUUCAUAGAGCGCGAGAGGAAGGCAGCUCUCAAGGCCAUGAUAAAGUCGUAUGUAUCGUUCUUCUGCCUGUUAACAUUUUACCAGCCGAUAUCUUUCUAUGCCCAUGCUGUAUCGUUAGAGAGGAUAGCACAUGGUCCAGUUCAUAGGCUGAUCUUGCCCUGGCAGGUUGCGACUUACUCUGAUGAUUAAAUUUUUAGUAGUUAAGCAACGGUGAUGCUCCACUGGUGGCACCGAAGUAGAAUUGUUGUGUUCUAUCGUUACGCCAUACUAAUGUAUAUAUAUUUGAAAUUUAAUAUAUUUAUUAAUUAAACUAUUUUGAAAUUAAUUUUGACUCUUCAACCAGUUUAUUCCAUCAAUUCAAAUGCAUAGAAUCAAAAGGUUUGGACUGAAAUGGCUUUUUAUUAAAUUUUUUUUGUCAACUCAAAUAGUGAUAUUACUUUCUCUUAAGCACUAUCAGCUAUUCUCAUCCUCUCUUGUGGCAGUGUGUUAGGGAUGACUCAGCAAGGGAGAUAAAGCCAGCUUUUAACUCUGCUCAGAUUGUAGUAAUGUGUGUAAGAGAGAAUCAACUAUGGUUACAAACAAGCAGUAGCAAUAAAGAGCAAUGCAUCACAGCUUUAGCACAUGCAUAAGUAUAAUUGUUUUCAUUCUCACACGAAUACAAAACAGUUAGAAAGGGUUUGUGUGUGCACUGUAGAAGGUGGGGGAAGAAGUCAAGGUCAUGUGUCCCAACUUUUCACGUGAUAACAUUCUAUUUACUGGUAAAAACCGUUCCAAACCCUCAAAAUUCACCCCUUUCUUUUACUCACAGUGUAUCCUGUUUUUCUGUCAAACUUUUAUAAAUUUCAGAUGAUUGUUUCCGUACUGCAAUUGUUUAGAGUAUUAAUAUUAGUAUGCCAUAAUAUAAAAGGUAAUCUGUGAAUCUUGAGCCUGUGCGUACAUUGAAACGGACAUUCUACAUGUCUAACAUGACUAUAUCAGAUGUUACCAUUGGUUUACCAGCUGAGUUUAGCACUUUAUUAUGCAGUUUAAUACAACUAUGAGAAUUGGGGUUUGGGUGUUAUUUCACAAACUUGUUCCAGUGCCUGGAGGGUGAUGUGGUCCUUAAAAGGUUAUUGAUUUAGAAAGAUGAACUAGGAUGGAGUGGUCUUACAACAGUGGAAACAAGUGACUUGUAACUGACAGUUGCCAGAUACCAGGAUAUUAGGUAGGGGUGAGCUGAUGCCGAUUGCCAAUUAUUAAGAUCGGCCGAUUUUGGUAAUUUUUGUCAUUUGCAUGAUCGGCUUCAUGCAUGCCGAUCCUUUUUGCCGAUUAACGCUUUCUGAAGACAAAAAAAAUCUCUACGUAACACAAAAGCACCGACAUAUUUUUUGCUUCAGAACUGAUGCUUGACGUUUUUAAGUAACAUUUACGUUACUUACGUGUUUUAAUCUUUUCUGCAGAAAAACAUUAAGUAAAGUUAUUCUAAAAAAAUUAACAUAUUCAUGAAAAGUACGUUUGUUAAAAAAGAGUAAACAAAAGCACACCAAACCAUUUAAUAAGUCAUGCAUAGGGGCCUGUUCUUUUCGCGAUCGCGAUUAAAAGACUAUAAACGCGAAAUCACAGUAAAAUACAGUUUUUACGCGAAAUCGCCAUAACACAGCGUUUUUACACAAAAUUUAGUAUUAAAACGCGUUUUUAAGCGAAAUUUAAAUACUGGGUAAAAGACUUGUCUCGUCACUGGUAAACAAACACCGCAACAUGGCCACCACUGAACAUUAGUCAUAAAUGCACUAAAGCAAACAAAAGCUUACACAUGCUCACGUUAUAAUGUUAAACUCAAAAAUAUACUGUAAAAAUACGUAAAACUACGGCGUUUAUUUUCCUUUCCGGCAUAAUGUUUGGAUAGAUAAGACAAACAGGCGAAGUUUUAAAGCCUACGCACACAGCUCUGGGCACUGAUGUCAGCUUGGAACAGCGACACCCGAUAAAUACAAAAGCAAGCAGAUGAUUAGGCAAACGGUGGCGGUGUUGUGAACAGCCUUACGUGAGUGGCCAUACCACAUCAGCCGGGGGCGCUGGCAUAUAGUUGGAACAGCGUCUUAAUAUCAAGCAGAAAGCAUUAAAUGGCACCAAAAAGCGGAAAAAUGUAAACAAACAUUCAUUUUCGAAUUGUGUGACGAUGAUGAUUAGUUGGUCAACAGUGUGUUAUAGAUUUUGUUAAAGGGAUUAAUAGAUUUCCAGAUUAGUUUAUGGGAACAACUAAUAAUCAGUGUCUAAAUCAAAAGUUUGUCAUAUAAAUAUAUGUAACCUAUUUGUUUAGGGUAUUCAGUAAUGAGUAGUUUCAAGUAAAAUUAUUUAACUUAAGUAAUUUGGAGCAUAUUUUACAACCAACUUAAAAAAGCACUAAUCGGUCAAAAAAAUCUGCAUGAUCGGUACCACAUUUCUGGCAUCGGCAUGAUCGGCAAAUGUGGUGAUCGGCUCACCCCUAAUAUUAGGAAAUGGUAUCUUCAGUUGGUAACACCCUCAUAAGUUCUUAACACUGCCCUCUUAUUAAAACCACUUUACCCUGCCUGUUAAUACUGUAUAGUUAAAGUAUACUACUGGGAACUACUGACAGAGUGCAAGUAUUAGGACCGCAAGACCUUAAUUACAGAAUCAUGUUCGUGUCAAAUAGAUUUUCUCACCAUAUCUAGAUUUUGUAUCUACAUUUAACAGUAUUCCAGCGACCGUCGCUGGAAUAACAAAGAAUGAAUUUGUGUUGUUGUUCACUUAGCUAUUGUGUCAUAAGGAAACACUGCAUUUAGUUAUUUUGUUUUAACACUUAGAAAAGCAGUUAUAUUGAAUUAGUCUACUAUUUGAACAGUUAGUAUUCUUUCUCUAUAUGACUAUAUGUAAAAAAAUAUUUCAACUAAAAGUAUCGGUAUAACAGUGUUAUCUUGUGUAGGGGCAAAGUUAUACAACGUAGUCACACAUAAUUUGAAAUUAAUAGAUACAACAUUACUACUGGAAGUACUGUAUUUUAUUUAGUACCUUCAGAACACUAGCAGGAGAGGUCAUGAAAAGUAUUUUCAGUACUUUGCUACUUUUUAUUGAGCUAUGUUGUUCGGAUAUGGUAUUUAACCUAUGACAUUUAUAUUGUUAUUUGUUAAAUUAGUUCAUCUUAAAAUUAUAGGAAAUAUAGUAAGAGGUAAGUUUGUUUUUAUAUACAAUCAUACAAUUCACUAUUGUAUGUUUGUGAUAAACAUGUUUAUACUAAAAUUUGACCACUUUAGGUAAGUAUGCCUGACAUUGAGUAGUAGGUAUUUAUUUGUGUAUGAUAUAAAAUAAGUAUUAUUAAUUCUAGUUCUCUAUAAAUAAUUAAUGUACUGAUGUACUUAGGUAAUUACAUUUGAUACCCAAAGCAUUGAAAGUGUACACUUGGAUGUGUAUCAAAUUUUGAUUAAUUCAAAUAAUUAGACAAGUUGCCUCACUUAUUGCUUUUAAUGAAGUGUAUCAGGAAAUUUUAUUUCUGAUGUGAAUUUUUGGUGUGAAUUAACUUUUAAAUUAAUUUACUUGUUGAGUUUCCAUGAAUAAAAGUGAGGUGUGCUGAUUAAGUUUGUCCGUAAUGAUGUUCUAAUCAAUAUAUAUAUAUUUUUUUUUUUUUCAGCUUGUGCUAUAAUAUUUUAACAUGUGUCUUUGUUUGUGCUGCCUUAGCUUUCGACAAGUAUUGCCCAUCACUUUCGUGGCCCGCGAGUUGGGUUUUGCUUUGGAAGAGGGUGUCAGUUGGGAAGAGAAUGUCCACAAGUUCCUUGCACCUUUUGGCUUAACGUUUAGCGAUGCCGCCAAGCAUUCGAUUGACUGCAGGCAGAGCGUUGGUGUGCUUGCCAACUUUUGAGCUGUCUGCUGUCCUUUAUUCGUGGGAGGUCCCAGUCAUUGAGUAAUCAUUCGUCUUUCUCUGUAAAUUUCUGUUGGUUUAGGCUGUUGCAACGUACUAAAGGACAUUAGUGCGUUGAAGUCUACUUUGUGUUACGUGUGUGUUGUGAACAUUGCCAUCGAUGGACGUCACUCUUCAAAAUUUAAGGGAAUGCUGAUUGCUGUUGUUAUAUUUUUUUAUAACAUUAAUGCCAAACAGAAAAUGAUAAGAAAAAAAAUGUAUUGGUCAAUUCAUUUUUCACAAAUUGACACACCAAAGGUUGUACUGUAUUAAAAAUUUGAUAAUGUUAAUAAGGGAAUUCAGACACAAAGGCAGAUUUGCUGAAUGAGAUACACCUUUGGAGUUACAAAAUACUAAGUUUUAUAAAGAAGAGAUUCAUUUUGACUUAAAUAAUAUAUAUAAACAAAGCAAAAUGUUGAAUUAUAAGAAUGAAGCAGUAAAGAGAAAUUAAUUUUUCAAGAAGAGUUUUAAUUUCAAGAUACAUGGCAUCAAAAAAUGUAGAUGAUUGAAGAAGAUAUAAAAUUGCAAUAUUAAUGAUGGAUGUAAAAAUCCAAUUUGAGAUAGCAAGUCACGUACCAUUACAACUUUAGCAUUAAGUCAAUCUUUCAAGAGAUAAAACUUACAAGAAUUUUUAUGAUGUGAAAACUUCAAGAUAAAACAUUCAAGAACAAUGAGCAACAAUCAAGUCUUUUUGGUAAGAAGAAAUUAAAAAUAUCAUAUUAACUCAUGAAUGUAAAUUAUUCUUCGACUAUGUUUAUACAGACAAAAUUAAUUGAAACAUGCAGAAAAUCUUAACAUAGAUUAUGUAGAUAUUACUUUUGAAUGUUUAAAAGAAAAAUAAUUUGUGAAUGGUAUACUACAGAAAACCUGUGACGGGAUUCAUCAGCAGAAGAAGAUAUCUUUGGCUAUUAGAACAUCUGUGAUUGGUUGAAGAUUACCAUUGGAUGUUGCUGUGCAUGCUGAAAAUUUUCCUUAUGCCUUUUUCAUUCCCAAAAACAAUUUCCCUAUCUUUCUCCUUAAUCUGUUCAUAAUUUUUACAGCAACAUUCACUGGCAGUUUCAUCUUCGUUGCGCAGAUGGGCUUACAAAUGAAUGUUUCACAUCAAUAGAAGUGACAUGUUGGAUGUUUUAUAUUAGAGUUAAAUCUUCCAAAUUUUAUCUCACUUCUAAAAGAACGAGGUCUUUGUUUUGUGUUGUCUCAUUUCACUGUAGGGCGAAGGGACCUCCCAGAUUCCAUUGUCUCUGGGAAAGCAGUUUAGUCAUUAAAUCAGGUAACCAGCAUUUUCCAGUAAUUUCCAGCGAUGUCAGAAGAUUUUGGAGGCAGAAGAGGAUCCGGUGGCGCUGAAGAAGAAAGAAGAGUCCACGAUACCAAGGCAGUGCGCAACGUAGCUUGUGGCCAUCAAGAUAUCCGGUUGUUGGGUUUCGAUUUAAUUUGCAGGGACACUGGUUGAAUUUGUUUGCUUCAAAAUUGCUCCAUUCUUCAUACUUCUUCAAAUAGCUACCAAGAACUUGUUGUUUUGCUGUUUGGUGGAGUAUGUAGUUUUGAGCUGUCGUAUAUGUACAUAAAAGGGGACUUGUACAGAGGAUAUUUUGCACAUCUGUGAUAUAAACAUGUACUCAUGAUUACAAACUAGAGGUAAUGUAUGUAUAAUAUUUAGAUCAUGUACAUUUUUCUUGUGUUAUUUUAAAUAUUUAAAUUGUAAAUAUUUUUAACUGAAAACAUGUAGUUACAUUUUAUUUAAUAUUUGCUAAAUAAAUUUUUGAAAUGUUAAUUAGUAGGUUGUAUUUUCAUCCUUGUCCAUUCUCUUUCUUACUAAGCAUUUUUUUGUACUUACAACAUUUCUCAAUCAAUAUUUUUGUCUAAGAUUAUUUGUCAAUUUUUUCUUAAAGAGUAUUUAAAUGUAAAUUGAUGUUCUAAGAACGUCUGUUGUUAUUGAUGAAGUUGUAAGUAACCGGCCAUAGUGUAUGACACAAACUUGUGAAAAAAUAUACAUACUGUCUCAAUGAAAAUAAA
This is a messenger RNA of Bacillus rossius redtenbacheri, 8234 nucleotides long. RefSeq names its product leukocyte receptor cluster member 8. Gene Ontology annotation, cellular component: nucleus. Lineage: Eukaryota; Metazoa; Arthropoda; Insecta; Phasmatodea; Bacillidae. The coding region runs from base 140 to 2518 and encodes 792 amino acids. The record is from RefSeq and is a predicted model, not a curated record. The transcript has 13 exons.